AUGUACCGCAUUACCUAUUGGCUACUUUAUGGUCACUACUGUUACUCGCUCGCUCUGGGCACAUUACGUUUCCGUUAUGAUUUCAACAGCAACAAAGUGCACAUCACACCAUUCAUAACAUAUUACAGCGCUGUUAUGAAUGUGCUGGCUUUAACAACAUUGCCUUGGACUUACUACACAGCUGUAUGCACGUUGCUGCGAAACGAGCGUGUGGGCCGCUUGCUCCUCUAUGUCUUCAUAGCAGCCAAAACCCUGCGUUUACUGGCUGUGGCGCUGGUCAUCGUUUACAAUUGGCAGCGGCGUCGUGAUAUCUUGAAGUUUAUACGGGAUAUUAACCAUUUGCGUUACGUUUACUUCUCACGUUUUCCAGUACCAUUCGAGUGGCAACGACGCUUCGAAGUGAAGAUCAUAAAAAACAUAAUCUCUGGUGUACUCGUCGAUGCCUUAAGGCUCAUCACAGUAAUUGGUGUGAAUAAAAAUCAGAUGAACGUGCCCUUCAUCAUCAGCAACGUGUUGUUCUCUCUCAUCUCCAAUAUUCUAUAUUUGAAUAUGAGUCACUACUAUUUUGCUCUGCGAACCAUUACACUCUUCGGGAAUGUAUUAAAUCGCCAAUUCGCCGAUAUUAUUAAAGCUGCGAAAUCCGUGACACAUCUACGAGAUCAGCAGCUCUGCCGAAAGCAAUUCAAGGCGCGCUGUCUCACAUUAAGCCGCGAGCUAGACGAAUUGGCGUUGGUGCAUAUACAGCUGCAGAGCUUGGCCUUACGCAUAAAUGACAUAUUGAAAUGGCAAGGUGUGGGCGUGCUGCUCAAUAUGUUCAUUUUAAAUAUAUCUUUAAUACACACCAUUUAUUCGGUGUUAUGGGUCGGUGAGUUCACAAUAAGUCAAUAUGGCUGGGUGUCUGUAUUGAUGGGCGUCUAUUAUCUGGUCUACACUGUCGACAUGGUGGAUUUUUUGAUUACGACACUCGAACACGUGGGUGUAUUUCACAAGACUUCUGCACUUUUAGAGCUACAUACUAACCUGCCGCAGAUGGACAAGGAGUUCGAACGAAGUGUAGAGAGCUUUCAGCUGCAGCUGUCGAUUAACGAAUAUCAUUUGAGUUUAUUGGGUUUAUUCAAUUUCAACAGCGAAUGUGUGUUCUCAAUGUUUGCUUCGGUGGUGGUUAACUCUAUUUUAAUAAUACAAUUUGACUAUCAAUAUUUCCAGUAA
Molecule: messenger RNA, 1209 nt
Organism: Bactrocera dorsalis (oriental fruit fly)
Lineage: Eukaryota; Metazoa; Arthropoda; Insecta; Diptera; Tephritidae
Gene: Gr36b
Product: putative gustatory receptor 36b
Exons: 2
Coding region: 1-1209 (402 amino acids)
Biological process (GO): sensory perception of taste
Cellular component (GO): membrane
Source: RefSeq, a predicted model, not a curated record